UCCACGUCGCCUGUACGCCACCGAGAUGGCAGGAGGUGUGCGGAGAAAGUCUCCCGGUUCCCCGUCCCCACUGUGGGGAAAGCUUCACACACUGUGGCAGGACAAACAUUUGGUCCUGUUCAAGACGGAAUACACGUUACUGGUCGUUUCAGUGUUGUGGUUCCUAGAGAUCGGGAUCAAUGUGUGGGUCAUACAAAAAGUAGCAUACACUGAGAUAGACUGGAAGGCCUACAUGGAUGAAGUAGAGGGCGUCAUCAAUGGUACCUAUGACUACACUCAGCUUAAAGGAGACACAGGCCCUUUGGUGUACCCGGCUGGCUUUGUCUACAUCUUCACAGCUCUCUAUUACAUCACCAGCCACGGGGUGAACAUCCGUCUGGGCCAGUACAUUUUUGCUGUUUUCUACCUCAUCACACUGCUCCUCGUCUUCAGGAUAUACUACCGCACUAAGAAGGUUCCUCCCUAUGUGUUCUUCUUUGUGUGUUGUGCUUCCUAUCGAAUCCACUCCAUCUUUGUGCUACGUCUCUUCAAUGACCCAGUGGCCAUGAUGCUGCUUUUUGCAGCUGUCAACCUUUUCAUGGAUGGAUACUGGACCCUUGGCUGUGGCCUCUACAGUUUAGCAGUGUCUGUGAAAAUGAACGUGCUUCUUUUUGCCCCUGGGCUACUAUUCCUCCUCCUCUCUGAGUUUGGUCUGAUCAGGACAAUCCCAAAACUUUCUCUGUGCGCAAGUAUACAGCUUUUGCUGGGCCUCCCUUUCCUCCUGGACAAUCCCAUUGGUUAUGUGAGCCGGGCUUUUGAUCUUGGCCGUCAGUUCAUGUUCAAGUGGACGGUCAACUGGCGCUUCCUGCCAGAAUGGCUCUUCUUGAAUCGCUAUUUUCACUUAGUCCUGCUGGCUGCCCACCUGCUCACCCUGCUGCUCUUUGCUUUCCGCCGGUGGAAGAGGCCAGGAGAAAGCAUCUUUGAACUCCUCAAGGAGCCUGCAAAGAGGAAAAUCCCUCCUCAGAAGAACACUGUGGAUCAGAUUGUUCUGAUUCUCUUCACCUCUAACUUCAUUGGCAUGUGCUUCAGUCGUUCAUUGCACUACCAGUUCUACGUCUGGUACUUCCACACGCUGCCUUACCUGCUCUGGAGUGGGGGAGUCAAGAAGCUGGCACACCUGCUCAGGGUCCUGAUCCUGGGUUUGAUCGAGCUCUCAUGGAACACAUAUCCCUCCACUAACAGCAGCUCAACCGCCCUCCACGUCUGCCACCUCAUCAUCCUCCUCUGUCUGUGGCUGGCUCCACCCCUGCCUUCAGCCCCAGCAGAAACACAACAACAUACACCCGUCAAGGACAAACGCCAGUGAGCCACAGCCUGAUUGGACCAGACGUCGCAUUCGGUCAAAUCAGCUGCCGGACAGCCUCCAUCCUCCUCCUCUCUAUGAUCUUCACAACACCGGUGCAGAGGGAGGUCACUGGGGUAGACUGUUUAUACGUGAAUAAAAGGAGCCACUUGAUGCUUCUCAUCUCAGCUCACUGCUAAAAGUGAAGGAAGCUAACUUGUGGGUGCAGUCUGCAGAUACCUUACAUGAUGGGAUGUAGUCGUCCCUUGCAGUUGAAGAGAUGAAAAGAGGAAGAAAAUAUGGAUUCUCAGGUUUCAUUUUCAAAUACAUAGUAGGAGUGGAGUACAGUGCUAGGAGGAAAUUGUGAAUGUUAUUCUGUGUGGAAAGAAUUUGUUACAUAGGCUAUAUUUCUACUUAGUAUGUUAAAAUUACAGUCUGCCCAUAAUUCAGCUGGCCUCAUCAUUAUUUCUUGUUUGAUAUUCUGAUAUUAUCCAAAGUCAUUUACUGGUGCACUAAUGAUCUUGUACAUUCUAUUAAGAAAGCAGUAUAUUGAAGAAUGUCAUAAAUAUCCCAGAGAACUUUAACUUAGUACAAAGCUUUAAAAUUAAUUGCAUAUCAGACAUAAGCUUGUGGCAUUUCCAUUUGCAACAGUAAUUUCAGUGUUUUCCAGUUCAAGGCCAAAACUCUUUUCCAAUAGUUUUACUUAAAUGUGUAAAACGGAACUGUAGACAAUCACAGGUAUUUGUCUGAUUUAUUUCAUAAUUGAUUUACCCUUAGUUGUGAGUGGCUCCUCACACUCAUCAGCACAUGAGUAGAUUUAACGUGAAAAAUAUGCAGUAGAUUGAAACAGCAAAAGUGUAACAUUUUAUAUUAAACGGAGAUGCCACUUAA
Molecule: messenger RNA, 2212 nt
Organism: Seriola dumerili (greater amberjack)
Lineage: Eukaryota; Metazoa; Chordata; Actinopteri; Carangiformes; Carangidae
Gene: alg3
Product: ALG3, alpha-1,3- mannosyltransferase
Exons: 9
Coding region: 26-1345 (439 amino acids)
Cellular component (GO): endoplasmic reticulum
Molecular function (GO): dol-P-Man:Man(5)GlcNAc(2)-PP-Dol alpha-1,3-mannosyltransferase activity
Source: RefSeq, a predicted model, not a curated record